GUUCUGGUCUGGUUGACUCUACCUUCACCUUUUCUUCUGAAGGUUUCUUAUCGGUAUAAUAUUAAGCCAUCAUUCUAGCUGCAGGAAUCAGGAGGAUUUAGGGCCUUAAGUCAGCCCCGAUUGAGCAAUGAAAGAUUGUUCUUGAAUCUCGACACGAGUUUGAAAUGUCAGCAAAAAGCCUGGAAGUUUAGAGUAAUUGGAGAGAGAAGUUACAUAGUCAUUGAAGGUUCAGUGCUGAAGUGCUAAACAAUGAUGGCCGAUGAGGAUAGAAACCUAGUGGAAAUCUUGGAGGAGCAUAACGAAGUUGACAUUGCGAAAUAUAUCAAUUAUGUAAGUGCCCCAGAGGCAGGUGCUAUUUCAACGUUUUCUGGUACCACGCGCGACACCUUUGAUGGCAAAACAGUUUUGGAGUUGAGAUAUGAAGCAUACGUUCCUAUGGCAAUACGCUGCAUGAAAUCCAUUUGUUCAUCGGCUAGAUCCUCCUGGAAUCUUGUCUCCAUUGCAGUUGCCCACCGCCUUGGCCCAGUUCCUGUUGGUAAAACGAGCGUUUUCAUUGCGGUCUCAUCUGUUCAUCGAGUUGAUUCAUUAGAUGCUUGUAAGUUUAUAAUCGAUGAGAUAAAGGCAUCAGUUCCAAUAUGGAAGAAGGAGGUCUAUGCUAAUGGAGAGGUUUGGAAGGAGAAUUCUGAGUUCUUGAACCGGAGGUUGGAUUUUGAGAGAAAAGAUGUCAUUCGUAAUGAGAAAGACUUUGAAGCACAAAGACAUGUUAGGAAGAGCUGCUGUGGUGCUAAGGUAAAGGUUGUGGAAGAAGGAGAUUCUGGAAUUUGCAAACAUGAAGCUCACCAAGACUUGUAAGAAACUCAACCCUUUGUUAGAAAAGAGACAACAGUUCAUCAAAUAAAGCAGUUGAAGAGGAAUAUUUGGUAUAAACCGCGAUCAUGAGUCUCAUUUGGAGGAUUUUGAAAUCAGAGAAGUUAUGAAGUGCCACCAGUAUUCAUUGAAUCUUUUUACCUUGUUGUAUAAGAAUCUUAAUGCUGCAAUGAAGCUGAGCUGUAAACUCUGGUUUCAUCCAUAUUUCAACUUAUCAGUUCUUAUACGCCACAAUAACCUGGCCCUUGGAGCAAGCAUAAGAAAUUUUUACAUGACAUUCUUUUCUUCAGGGCAAAUAUGUGAAGGCCUUCUUUUCUUGUACUCAAGUAACCCCCAAAUCGUGUUCUGUUAAGUGCACACCUCAUGUAUUUCGAGUAUUAUACAUCGAACUCAUGCUUUUGGAGUCUUAAAACGAAGAAAAAAACACUUUCUGUUUGUCUACUUUAGUAAAAGUUAGAAGAUGAGGAGCUCAUCUUGUUUGG
Fragaria vesca subsp. vesca is the source of this 1349-nucleotide messenger RNA. Its product is annotated as molybdopterin synthase catalytic subunit-like. Gene Ontology annotation, cellular component: cytosol. NCBI's taxonomy places the organism in Eukaryota, Viridiplantae, Streptophyta, Magnoliopsida, Rosales, Rosaceae. The transcript is spliced from 2 exons. The coding region runs from base 250 to 852 and encodes 200 amino acids. The record is from RefSeq and is a predicted model, not a curated record. Gene Ontology annotation, molecular function: molybdopterin synthase activity. Gene Ontology annotation, biological process: Mo-molybdopterin cofactor biosynthetic process.